This is a messenger RNA of Elaeis guineensis (African oil palm), 3737 nucleotides long. The record is from RefSeq and is a predicted model, not a curated record. Lineage: Eukaryota; Viridiplantae; Streptophyta; Magnoliopsida; Arecales; Arecaceae.
ACUUGACUCCGGUUCACUCUUUCUGAGGAGGAGACCAGAGGGAAAGCCAAAGCUCUCUUUGCUUGCUUGUCGUGUCUGAUCAGAGCAAAGAGGAAACUGAGGUUGUGCGAUGGCGAGCGUUUUCCUCUCUUCCAUCCUAUCAAAAACCAGCCAAGUUUUGGGCUCUGUUCAUAGAUGGGCAGCCUCGCCAUCUUCGUCAUCAGAUCCACGCAGCAGUGUCUUGGAAGAUCUGGAGGAGCUGGAGAGAACAUUGAAAAGGAUCCAGGCAGUGCUCCAUGACGCGGAGGAGAGGGAGAUACGAGAAGAAGCCGUCAAGCUCUGGCUGAAGGAGCUUAAAGAAGUGGCUUAUGAUGCGGAAGAUGUGCUGGACGAGUACCAGUACGAGGUACUGCGAGCCCAAGCGGAAGGCGGAGCUUCCCGCAAGAGGAAGCGAGUGGAAGCAGGGGACGAUGAGGAAGAGGUAAGUACUUCUCUUUCCACCAUAGUUGAUGUUUCAAUUCCCGAUGGCAUGGGGGAUAGAAUCAGGAAGAUCGGGAAGAGGUUCGAUGAGAUCUCGGAGGAUCGGAAACGCCUCCGUUUAAGAGAGGAAGAUGGAGAACGACGGGUCAGAGCUUUGAGCCCACCACCAAGCAGCCACAUGGUGGAUGAGUCGAGUAUUUAUGGAAGGGAACAUGACAAGCAGAAGGUAAUUGAUAUGCUGUUUUCUGAGGGUAUGGGAAAUGGUUUCUCUGUCAUUCCGAUUGUCGGCAAGGGAGGACUGGGAAAAACCACCAUCGCUCAGCUGGUCUACAAUGACUCCAAGGUCAAAGAAUAUUUUGAUCUGACUGGAUGGGUUUGUGUAUCCGAUGAUUUUGAUGUUCCGAGGCUAACAAAGGCCAUCAUCGAGUCUAUUACUGAAAAAUCAUGUGAUCUUAUAGAAAUCAGCCCACUUCAAAAUUCUCUCAAGAAAAUGGUGGAGGGGAGGAAACUAUUGCUCAUCUUAGACGAUGUCUGGAAUGAGAAACAAAGCCCUUGGGAGUGCUUAAGAAUCCCUUUUGUCGGAGCACAAACAGUAGUAAGAAUUAUCGUGACAUGUAGGAAUGAUUCUGUUGCCAAGAUCAUGCAGACAGUACUUCCUUACCAUCCUGGCUACUUGUCUGAAGACGAGUCUUGGUCAUUAUUCAAGCAUUAUGCAUUUGGUGGUCGAGACCCUGAAGAACGACCACACUUGGCGGAUGUUGGUAAGCAGAUUGUCGAGAAGUGUUCUGGUUUACCAUUGGCUCUGAAGACGAUAGGAAGCCUUCUAAGACACGAGAUGGAUGAAGACAGUUGGAUGGAGGUCUUACAAAGUGAUCUAUGGGAACUAGACAAGAACAAUGAGACUUUGGCAUCUCUUAGAUUAAGCUACAAUCGCAUGCCAGCACAUCUGAAACCCUGUUUCAUUUACUGUUCCAUGUUUCCAAAGGAUUAUGAGUUCGACAAAGAUGUUUUAGUCAGAUUGUGGAUGGCGCAAGGUUACAUCCCACCUCGAGGUGGAAAAACAACGGAGGACAUCGGAGAUGAAUGUUUUAAUGACUUACUAACAAGAUCAUUCUUUGAUUCCUUUGUUGAUGACCUACCUGGUACUACAUUUAAGAUGCAUGAUAUGAUACAUGAUCUAGCAAAAUCUAUUGCUGGAAAUGAGUGCUAUGCAAUUGUGGAUAAGCAGCUACCCGGUUUUCCUGAUAAGGUUCGCCAUUUGUCCGUGGAAGGUGUCGGGGCAUUAGUGAAAUCACCGAGCCCCCACAAUCUUAGGGCCCUACGGACCUUGCUACGAAGAAAACACUUGCUACGAAGAAAACACUUCGGUCCACCUUCAAUAGUAAUCCAAGGUCCACCUUCAAUAGUAAUCCAAGAAAUAACCCAGUUUUCGCUGCUAAGAUGUUUAGAAUUUUGGUGGGAAAAUGUUGAGAUCCCAGAUUUAAAUCUCGGCAAUCUGAAGCACCUACGCUACUUACGUAUCAUAGCCCACCAUAUUAAGAAGCUUCCUGAAUCAGUAUGCCUCCUUUACCACCUACAGACAUUGAUUCUUGACUGUGGUGCUCUUGCAAAGUUACCAGAUGGCCUAGGUAACCUUAUUAACCUACGAUGCUUGAAUCUGUUUUCACAAUGUAUUAAAAGGCUUCCUGAAUCAGUUCGUCAGCUGCACAACCUGCAGAGGUUGGGUCUUAUCUGGUGCGAAGAACUUGAAGAGUUACCCAGUGGCAUAGGAAGCCUUACUAACCUCCGCCACCUAGAUACUAGGGACACUCCAAUUCUCCGUGUGCCUGAUGAAAUGGAAAAGCUCCGCCACCUAGAUACUAUGGGCACUCCAUUUCUCUGUCUGCCUGCUGGAAUUGAAAAGCUAACAAAUCUUCAGAGAUUGCGUGGAAGUUAUAAAGUGCAGGGUGGGAUAGGAGUGUUAGAGUACUUGGUGAACCUCCACGGAGAUCUUUGCAUCGCAGGGCUCGGGAAUUUGGUCGGCAUAGAGGAUGCGAAGGAUUUGGGCCUUGAAUGUAAGCAUAAACUUGAGCGGUUGCAUCUAUCUUGGGAUGCUGGCCGCACAGAUGUUUGGAUUUAUGAUGGACUGAAUCUAGAAGUUUUUCUAGAGGAAAAUAAGGAUGUUCCAGCCGAUGAAAAAAGGGAGGAAGCGCUGCUUGAGUGUCUCCAACCUCCCACCAACCUCAAAGAGUUGCUCUUAGCAGCGUAUGGUGGCUCCAAGUUUCCAGAAUGGGUGGGAAAUCCUUUAUCCUUUGCAUCACUUCGAAAAAUCCGUAUAAUUGAUUGUAAAAAAAUAAUGUCCCUUCCUCUAUACAUUCAUGACUCUCCUGGAAAAUUGGAUGCAUCCAUAUCAAAAUCCAUGCUUCAGAUGGUGUGCAUUUCUGGUUGCCAGCAGCUCAAAUCCAUCGCAGGCCUGCAUAAUCUCCACUCACUUGUGGAACUGACCAUAAAAGAUUGUCCUCUACUCCAGCUCUUAUCAGAGGAAGGACUGCCAUCCAAGCUUCAAAAUCUGCAUAUUGAGGGGUGCCAACAGUUGACAUCAUUGCCGGGGAUGCAAAACCUUACUUCUCUUAGAGAAUUAACCAUAAAAGAUUGUCCUCUACUCCAGCUCUUAUCAGAGGAAGGACUGCCAUCCAAGCUUCAAAAUCUGCAUAUUGAGGGGUGCCAACAGUUGACAUCAUUGCCGGGGAUGCAAAACCUUACUUCUCUCAGACGAUUAGCUAUAAAAGCUUGUCCUGAACUUCAGAUCAUGGUAGAAGAUCAGCUCCCGUCCAUGCCUCGCUAUGUGCAUAUUAGUGAUUGCCCUGGAUUGGUCAACUGGUGUGAAAUACAAAAAAUCAACUGCAUUCAGAUUUCAUCGGGCAACAAGCUGACUAUAUCGAACACGUGGGAGAAGAUAAUGCAUGGGUUUGAUGAUUUGACAUCCAUUAAGCAUCUUCAUUUCACCAAUUCUUGGCGUUUUUUUGCGAAAACAUACAUCAUAAGCAAAGUUGAAGAGCUGACAAUAUGGGGUUGCACGCACAUCCCACCUAUACACUGCCUGCCCGACCUCACAUAUCUCCGAAGCUUGGUUAUAAAGGACUGUCCUGGAAUCCAAGUCGUGACAGAUGAACUGCUUCCACGCACGCUCAAUUCCUUGGUAGUUGAUAGCUGCGAGGACCUAAGGUGUUUGCAGUUGGCGCAGCAGAACCGAGAUGCACUUAAGGAGCUGCAGAUUGUGAACUGCCCCAAGCUCAUUG